Pocillopora verrucosa is the source of this 2332-nucleotide messenger RNA. The record is from RefSeq and is a predicted model, not a curated record. NCBI's taxonomy places the organism in Eukaryota, Metazoa, Cnidaria, Anthozoa, Scleractinia, Pocilloporidae.
UGUCUAACAAACACCAAGCAGCUGAACGAAAACGAAUUAUUCGAAAUGACCGACGUUCUCAUCAAAUACAACCGUCAGAGUUCUUGUCAGUACCAUGGACACGCUGAGAAAGACAGAGUUGGCCGAACAAUUCUUGCAACUUUCAUCGCAGCCCUCGGUCCUCUCAGCUUCGGGUUUUGUAUGGGAUACUCAUCGCCUGCACUGGAGGAUUUACAAAACGCCGAUAAACCGAACGAUGUCCAAUUAUCCAGCGAACAGGGAUCUUGGUUUUCAUCGUUAAUUGCGAUUGGUGCUAUUUUUGGAUGUUCUGUCGGUGGUCCGGCGAUGGACAGGUUUGGUCGGAAGUUUGCCACCAUGUUGUGCGCAAUACCAUUCGUUCUGGGAUGGCUUCUCAUUAGCUACGCUACGGAUAUUGAAAUGCUUUACGCCGGACGGAUCAUAACAGGAAUUGGAUGUGGAGUAAUCUCCUGCACUAGUCCGGUGUACAUUGCGGAGAUUGCUGCCGCACGCGUGCGUGGUGUAUUAGGCUCCGUUAGAGGACCAGCUUUAACAUUAGGUGCUUUAUUAGCCUUCGUAAUGGGUAUCCUGUUUCACUGGAGAUGGCUAGCUUUUAUAGGCGCAGUUCCACCGGCACUGCUCCUCAUUUUGAUGAUCCCAUUACCAGAUUCCCCUCGCUGGCUGCUGGGAAAGAAUUUCGAAGACGAGGCUUUAGAUUCCUUGUCAUGGUUGCGAGGUCCUGAAGCUGAUGUUCAAGGAGAAUGCUCUACCGUUAAGGCUAAUCUAGAUCGUCACGAGAAGCUUAAUUUGGCAGAUUUGAAGACAUCAGCAAUGGUCAAGCCGUUAAUUAUCAGUGUUGGCCUGGUGAUGUUACAACAAUUAUCUGGAUUCAAUUCAGUGCUCUUUAAUGCUGCAGCUAUUUUCAAAAUAGCGGGAUUCUCAGACGAAAAGCUCGUCUCCUUUAUUAUUGUCUUCGCCCAGCUUAUUGGUAAAACUGCAGCAUGUUUUCUCGUCGACCGGGUUGGCCGUCGAGUUCUCCUCCUGACUGCUUCUUUUGGAAUGACCAUGUCACUUUUGGCACUGGGGAUGUACUUUCAGGUCUACAUUCCUCCGAAUGAUCAUACCAUGGGUAAUGAUACAGCUUCCCAAAUACACGGUUUUAUCAGCCACUCUGUACCUGCCGAUAAGAUCUCCUGGCUCUCAAUCCUUAGUGUUGUUGUACUCGGACUGACAUUCUCCUUUGCGUGGGGACCGAUGCCGUGGCUCGUAAUCUCUGAAAUAUUUCCCCUUCGGGUCCGUGGCCUCGCAUGCAGUUUUGCUUCCAUAGUAUUUUGGGCAACACUGUUUACAGUCACAAAGACAUAUCGUUACUUAACUGAGGCACUUUCUAUCCAAGGUGUUUAUUGGUUGUAUGCUGGCUUUUGCUUCAUCGGCUUCGUUUUUGUUUACUUAAUUUUGCCCGAGACUAAGGGUAAAACUCUAGAGGAGAUUGAGGCUAUUUUUGAGCAGGAAAAAAACCAAUACGAACGGAUUCCCUGAGAGUUAAUUUGGAAUGGAACCGCUGUAUUUGAUCGAUAUUAGCCCCAAGUAAUGUCAUCGCGACACACGCAAUAGGCGUCACUCGCUCCAUAGACACGCUGAGUAAUAACAAUAUUACUUAUGAAGAAACUAAUCAAGAACGGUUAAAUAAUUUUAUGGGAGCAAAUUGCAAAUUUUCUUCCAUAAAAUGAAAAUAAUGUUAUAGAAUUUCUCCAUGUUUUUAUCAUACUAUUUAAAUUCUGGUGUACUGUUUUUUGUUCUGUGGAUUCUACUGGACAGGAGGCUAAAAUUUCAGAAUGUUCCUUCUUUUAUUGAAGUAAUAAAUCGAGUGGAAUCAUACAUUCUUUGUUUGAUUCCUGCAUCGGUUGUCAUGCUGGUGUCUCGGAUCUGGUCCAAGGUUUAAUUGCCUAUGUAGAACGCUUUUCGAUUGAGUGUCAUGAAACCAAAAAUCAAAGUAAUUUGAAAAAAGUAAAGAAGAAAGAAAAUUAUCUUUAAAAUAGGGCACCAAUGAGUCAUAAAUAAAAAAGUCAUAAAAACAAUUUAACCUACAACCUUAGACGUAAAAGCUACUGAGGCACUUUCUAUCCAAGGUGUUUAUUGGUUGUAUGCUGGCUUUUGCUUCAUCGGCUUCGUUUUUGUUUACAUACUUUUGCCCGAGACUAAGGGUAAAACUCUAGAGGAGUUAUAAGAACACAUUUGUAAAUAGAUUAAUUUUUAAAUGCAACCUUUUAUGAUAUUUUAUGCCAGAUAUAUUGUAUCUAGUUUGAUCUUUUUUUUUCUUUUUAUUCUAUUAUAA